UUUGUUGAACAAAUCUGAUAUAUAGAGUUGUGGAAUAUCAGUAUAUUAUUAACCUGAUAAAAUCAUCAACAAAGAUAGUCAUCGAUCAGCCCGACAUUUUUAUUCUUUUGAUCUAGUUUCUGUAAGGGAAGUUUUCUCACGGUUAUUUUCUGAUGGGGUACAUGGGAAAUUAUAGCAUGGGCAUUUGCCUCCCUAAGAAACUUGGGGUCGCUGAGGCAGGGCCUCCGGUGGACGUGAAGGAAGUUUUCAUGGAGUUUGCCGAGGGAGGAGCCUGCAUCACGGUGGAGCAGCUGAGGCGGUUCUUGGUGGAGGUUCAAGGUGAUGCUGCAGUUUCCAUGGAAGAUGCUGAGAGGAUUGUGGAGGAAGUGCUCCAUAGGAGGCAUAACAACGGAGAGUCUACAAACCAGGCUCUAAGUCUUGAAGAUUUUCAUUUUUACUUAUUUUCUGUGGAUCUCAACCCUUUUCUCCACAAUCAGGUUCAUCAAGAUAUGACUGCUCCUCUCUCCUACUACUUCAUAUAUACUGGUCACAAUUCAUAUUUGACUGGAAACCAAAUCAGCAGUGAUUGCAGUGAUAUUCCAAUCAUAAAGGCUCUAAAGAGAGGUUUAAGAGUGGUGGAACUUGAUUUAUGGCCAAAUUCUACAAAAGAAGAUGUUCUUGUUCUUCAUGGAUGGACCCUGACAACUCCAGUGGAGCUGAUAAAAUGUUUGAGAUCUAUUAAAGAGCAUGCUUUUUCUGCAUCUCCAUACCCGGUGAUAAUUACUUUUGAAGACCACCUUACCCCAGAUCUUCAAGCUAAAGUCGCUCAGAUGGUCACCCAAACAUUUGGAAACAUGUUGUUUUAUCCUGAAUCUGAUUGUCUGAAAGAAUUCCCUUCCCCAGAAGAACUGAAAUAUCGAAUUGUAAUAUCAACUAAACCUCCAAAAGAAUACCUUGAAGAUAAAAGCUCAUCAAGCAGAAGAAGAAGAAGAAGAAGUAACUCCCACAAAGAAAAAGAUUCUGAUGAUGAUAUUUGGUGGAGAAUGUCAGUAGACCUCACAAAUGAUGAUAGGAAGGUUUUACUGCUGAGUGAUUGUGAUGCAAGUGAACAUAGUCAAUGUGAUGGUGACAAUGAAGCCAGUGAUGGGCUAUUGCGCCCAUUAGGGACACCCGCCUACAAGAAUCUAAUUUCCAUUCCAGCUGGAAAGCCGAAGGGAAAGUUGAGGGAGAAACUAAAAGUUGAGAUGGAUAAAGUUAGACGCCUAAGUUUGAGUGAACAAAAAUUUGAAAAGGCUACUGCCUGCCAUGGAACGGAAGUUGUAAGGUUCACGCAGAAGAACAUUUUGAGGAUAUAUCCAAGGGGUACUAGGGUUGAUUCCUCAAACUACAAUCCUCUAAUUGGUUGGAUGCAUGGGGCUCAAAUGGUUGCAUUAAACAUGCAGGGAUAUGGCAGAUCUCUAUGGUUAAUGCAUGGGAUGUUUAGAUCCAACGGAGGGUGUGGGUAUGUGAAAAAGCCAGACUUUCUGAUGGAUAUGGGUCCAAAUGAUCGAGUUUUUGAUCCUAAAGCAAAGCUGCCAGUGAAGAAAAUCUUAAAAGUAAAAGUAUACAUGGGAGAUGGAUGGGAUUUAGAUUUUAAAAGAAGGCACCUCAAUCUUUGGUCUCCACCAGAAUUCUACACCAGGGUUGGCAUAGCAGGAGUACCAGCAGAUAAGACAAUGAAGAAAACAAAGAAAAGAAAGGGCAAUUGGACCCCAGUGUGGGAUGAGGAGUUCACAUUUCAAUUGACAGUUCCGGAAAUAGCUUUACUUCGAGUUGAAGUUCAUGAGUAUAACAUGUCUGAGAAAGAUUACUUUGCAGGUCAGACUUGCCUGCCAGUAUCCGAAUUGAGACCAGGCAUCCGGGCAGUGCCUCUGUUUAACCGCAAAGGAGAGAAGUUCACUUCACUUAGGCUUCUCAUGCGCUUUGAGUUUGUCCAUGUAGAUAUUUAG
This is a messenger RNA of Durio zibethinus, 1967 nucleotides long. Its product is annotated as phosphoinositide phospholipase C 5-like. Gene Ontology annotation, cellular component: plasma membrane. Gene Ontology annotation, molecular function: phosphatidylinositol-4,5-bisphosphate phospholipase C activity. Gene Ontology annotation, biological process: release of sequestered calcium ion into cytosol; phosphatidylinositol-mediated signaling; lipid metabolic process. NCBI's taxonomy places the organism in Eukaryota, Viridiplantae, Streptophyta, Magnoliopsida, Malvales, Malvaceae. The record is from RefSeq and is a predicted model, not a curated record.